UUACAUAUUUGAAAAUGUUUUUCCAAAUACUAAAUUAUUGAUCUAUAACAAGUUAUCGAUAGUUCGUCAUAGACUUUCGUCUUUCCGCAGAAGGUAAACAAACGAAAUCAGCUGUUUUGUUGCGAUGAGUAAACCGAGAGAAUAGGUAUAACAAUCUCGAUCAAAUCUUUCAGUCGUUUCACACAUAUCAAUGCGAACACACUCCUCCGUGCCUUUUGCUGCUGCUGCCUGCUGCCUGUCAUCAUCAUCAUCAUCAUCACCAGCGUCACCAUCAUCAUCAUCACCAUGAGCAGCAACGUUAAUCCAACUGCCAGAUUUGCAAUACUCGACUGCGAUGGCGGGAGUGACGAUGCGUGGGCGCUUCUCUUGCUGCUCCACGCCGAGAAAGCCGGUCACCUCAAGCUCUUGGCUGUGACUGUCACUGGAUGUGGUAACACAACCUGCGAGAAUGCGGCCCGCAAUAUGAGACGCAUACUCAAAGUUAGCUCCAGGGAAGAUAUUCCCAUUUAUCUGGGUGCAGUUGAACCAAUAAUUUGCAACAACGUUGACAAGAAGUACUUUCAUGGAUGCGAUGGAUUUGGGGAUUGCCUGAAAGACACCGACCUGCAAGAUGUGUCCACGUUUGUGGAGUCGAAGCAUGCGGUGAACGCCAUUCGAGAUCUGUGCGAAGAAAGGCCGCAGCAAAUAACGAUAAUCAUGGUUGGGCCACUGACAAAUUUGGCACUGGGCUACACAAUGUAUGGGGAGCAAUUUGGAGGGAACAUCAAGGAUAUCUACAUAAUGGGUGGCAACUAUCAAGGAAUGGGUAAUUCAUCACGCGCAGCCGAAUUCAAUUUUCACUCCGAUCCCGAGGCAGCUCAUGCGGUAUUAUUAAAGACACGCUGUCCAAUUACCAUAUUGCCAUGGGAGGCAUGCACCAAGGACUAUUUUAAUAUAUCGAUUAACUGGCGAUUGGACGAUUUUGGUAAACGUAGCGCAGUCCUUAACCAUCUUGCCAUCAAAAUGCUAACCGAGGUCGAGACAGCACAAUGGAUGCCCAUGCAACAAUAUGGCUUCGAUAAUUGGAAUCCAUGCGAUGCUCUAAUCGUAGCCACAUGGCUCUUUGACAAGCAAUUUGUCAGGAAAGACAGCUUUUGGCACGCAACAGUCGAACUAAAUGGCACACACACCCGCGGCCAAAUGGUGCUCGAUCAUUUGAGGGAGGAGACCAAGUUUCCCUCGAAUGUGCGCAUCAUCGAAAAGGUCGACGAUGUCGUCUUUAAGCAAAUCGUCGAAUGGAUUGCCGGUUUGCGAGAUGAACAACAGUUUUCCAUUUGCAGCCCCAACGCUGCGAAUCUUUCUCCGAGCGAUCGUUAGUCUCGAGCAUUCAGUUAAUACAGAAAUUAUAAUUUUAACUUUUGUUUUUUUGUGUCAUUAAACAUUGUAUCAUCUAAAA
This is a messenger RNA of Drosophila nasuta, 1435 nucleotides long. RefSeq names its product nucleoside hydrolase. The record is from RefSeq and is a predicted model, not a curated record. Bases 286 to 1356 code for a protein of 356 amino acids. NCBI's taxonomy places the organism in Eukaryota, Metazoa, Arthropoda, Insecta, Diptera, Drosophilidae. The transcript is spliced from 4 exons. Gene Ontology annotation, molecular function: hydrolase activity, hydrolyzing N-glycosyl compounds.